AUAACUUCCUUAUUAUUUUUUGCUUGUUUUUUUUCAAGAAUUUUUCCAAUUUAAUAAUUAAAUGUCAAAAAAUAGUUAAUUUCAUUUAUUUAAAUAAAAUAUUUGUAUAUUUAUUCAUUCUAUAUUAUUGUGGACGAAUAUUUUUAUUCAUUUGAGUUUCUUAUUUUACAUCAAUUGCCUACUAGUGAAGAAACUAUCUAAUUGAAUGAAAUAAAGUUAUAUAGAAAUAAAAACAAAGAAAUAUAGGUUUUAAAUAAUAAUAUCAAUAAUAGUAUCAAUUUCUGUGUGAUAUUAAUAAUUAAUUAAUUACUUAAUUAACAUCUCUAACUAUGGCUAGAGCCAAUAAUCUCAAUCAACAGCAAGAUCUACGUAGGAACUUGAAUCUACAAUUGCCACCACUACAUCAACAACAACAUCAACAGAUGCAUCAACAACAUCAACAAUUACAACAACAACAUCAACAACAACAACGUCAACAACAUCAUGACAGACAUGAUAAUGGUAUUGCCAGGCAUGGUGCUAUUGGUGGUAGUAUGACCGCUUCAAGGUCGUUGAAUACUCUGAGAAACCUGGGACUGCCCACUCAACUGCAGAGGUUGCAAUCUAAUAGUUUAGACUGCGCUGGCAAGUUGCAAAUAUCACCAGAACUAAAAUUUGAUUUUUCUGCGGAGGACCUCGUGGACGAGGGGGAGAUAGGACGUGGGGCGUACGGGACCGUCAAUCAAGUCCGCUACAAACAGAGCAACAUCGUCAUGGCUGUGAAGAGAAUCAGAUCGACUGUCGAUAAUGAGGGGCAGAAGAAAUUACUGAUGGACCUCGAUGUUGUUAUGAAGAGUAGCGACUGUCCAUACAUUGUCCAGUUCUAUGGGGCGCUUUUCAAAGAGGGUGAUUGCUGGAUCUGCAUGGAGUUAAUGUCAAUAUCUUUGGACAAGUUCUACAAGUUCGUCCACUUCACCCUACAGGAGAUGAUACCGGAAGCUGUCCUUGGGAAGUUAACUGUGGCCAUGCUCAAGGCUCUGAUAUACCUGAAAGAAAAAUUAAAAAUCAUCCACAGAGACAUAAAACCGUCAAACAUACUACUCGACCACACUGGUGCAAUCAAACUUUGCGAUUUUGGUAUUAGCGGCCAACUUGUCGACUCAAUCGCCAAAACUCAAGAUGCCGGUUGUCGACCAUACAUGGCGCCCGAGCGGAUUGACCCGACUCGAUCGAGCAAGGGCUACGACAUACGCUCCGAUGUCUGGAGUCUCGGAAUCACAUUGUACGAGGUAUCAACUGGUGUGUACCCGUACCCUAAUUGGAGGACCCUGUUCGAGCAGCUGUCCAGGGUGUUGGACGAGCCCUCGCCACAGCUUAGCGGGGAUGAUGCCAGAUUUUCACCAGCGUUUAUUUCUUUCGUUAACGUUUGUCUGAUAAAAGAUUACAGCCAGCGUCCAAAGUAUAAUCAGCUUAUCCGAGAACCGUUCAUAAUGAGGUACGAAGAGGCGCCUGUGGACGUGGCCGGCUACAUCGGGUGCGUCCUUGAGAGGAUGCCCAACGAUCGGUCCUUACUCGAGAGCAACUACCUCUGAUCAUGAUGAUGAUGAUGAUG
Molecule: messenger RNA, 1591 nt
Organism: Helobdella robusta
Lineage: Eukaryota; Metazoa; Annelida; Clitellata; Rhynchobdellida; Glossiphoniidae
Exons: 13
Coding region: 330-1571 (413 amino acids)
Biological process (GO): protein phosphorylation; MAPK cascade
Molecular function (GO): ATP binding; JUN kinase kinase activity
Source: RefSeq, a predicted model, not a curated record